GACCCUCUCUUUCCUCAAAUUUUCUUUCAAUCUUUGUUUCUCGUUGAGAUUCUUUUUUUCUCCCCUCUCGGUUUCCAUAAAAAUAUCUUGGCUUGUUUCGAUCAGAUCUUAAAUCACUAACAGAAAAGAAAAACCCUAAAUCUCUGAUAAUGUCUGGCGCUGAAGGAGCUAGUGUUGUCGUUCCUAGAAACUUCAGGUUGCUGGAGGAACUUGAACGUGGAGAGAAGGGUAUUGGAGAUGGCACGGUUAGUUACGGAAUGGAUGACGGAGAUGACAUUUACAUGCGUUCUUGGACGGGUACCAUAAUUGGUCCUCAUAAUUCUGUGCAUGAGGGACGCAUUUAUCAGUUGAAGCUAUUCUGCGACAAAGAUUAUCCAGAAAAACCUCCAACUGUACGUUUCCAUUCACGGAUCAACAUGACCUGUGUGAAUCAUGAGACUGGAGUGGUAGAACCAAAGAAGUUCGCUAUGCUGUCAAAUUGGCAGCGACAUUACACAAUGGAGACCAUACUGACACAACUGAAGAAGGAGAUGUCAGCCCCAGGCAACCGGAAAUUGGUCCAGCCUCCUGAAGGUACUUGCUUUUAGUUGAAGAAAAGAAGAUUAGAUGGGAGAGGAUGAACUAAUCAUUUGCAUAUGAUGUUAAUACCGUUUGUAAUACUUCUUAUUAAAGUUUAAAGGCGCUUAAGACACCUUUACGGGUUUCAAACGUUUCCCUGUUUCUCUAAUUGCAUGCCUUAUCUGUUUCCUCAACAUGUUUGACAACUGUGUUUGAAGUAUGCUGUUUGGGCAAUGGGAUUGUUUCUGUCAAUAUACUUUUAGCUAGAUUAUCAAUUUUGAUUAUUUUCCAA
Molecule: messenger RNA, 850 nt
Organism: Papaver somniferum (opium poppy)
Lineage: Eukaryota; Viridiplantae; Streptophyta; Magnoliopsida; Ranunculales; Papaveraceae
Product: ubiquitin-conjugating enzyme E2 variant 1D-like
Exons: 4
Coding region: 150-587 (145 amino acids)
Biological process (GO): DNA damage tolerance; protein K63-linked ubiquitination
Cellular component (GO): nucleus
Source: RefSeq, a predicted model, not a curated record